UGCAGUGCCUUGAGCUGAAUCGCAUAGAAAGACGUCGGGCAUACUCGAUAGUAGCUUUGUUCUCUUUCUGUUUUUUUUGGUGGGGAUUUCGUGUGGCAGCAACAGCACAAUUCCGAAUUCCUUAAACAGUUUGCAGUUGGCCAACGCUAGCGCCAGAACGUGUUCGCUUAACACGCAGUUCGCUGUCAAUAUAACGUAAUAUUUUUCAAAAUUGUUGUCCCUACAAAUUUUGGCAAAGAAUCAAAGUCAACUCGAAGACAUCGCAAAAGUCGCGUGUGUUUCCCAAAAAAAAAAAUAAAUAAAUAAAUAAGUUGAAGAGCGGAAGAAAAUGCCAAGUGUGAAUAUGUUUAACCAUCUGUGUCUGAUGAGGGCGUCAUCUAUUUUGCUGCUAUUACAGCUCAUUAGCUGUAUAUCAAUGGGCGCAGCCAUAAAAUGCUAUGUUUGCGAUUCCAGCGACAAUCCCAGCUGCGCUGAUCUCAGCUCCAAUUCAAGCAUUGAGUCAGUGAACUGCACGCUGCAACAAAUGAAAUCACUGGACACCUGGCUGUUUGAUUUGAACAAAGUGGCAUUCUUUAACAACGGAGCCAACAAGGAUCCGAUAAUGAAUUGUCAAAAGGUUGUGGCUCGUGAUCCUCAUACUCAUAAGUUGGUCACAGCACGCUUUUGUCAACUGGACACUGCAGAUUCGGAUGCUUGCGAAAUUCUACGCCACAAGCUGAGCAUACCCAAGGACGGGAAUCGCGAGCAACGGCGUCCAGAGCGGGAUCAACAGCAGCAGCAACGACGCAAGGGCUAUGGACAGGACGAUGGGCAGGAUGUAUCACCGGCGGAUGAGUUCUUCUGUGACAUUUGCAAAGAGAACAAUUGCAAUGGAGCUGAUGCUGUAACGUUGACAACAUACACAGCAAUCGCCGGAAUGUUUGUAUUGCAACAGCUGUUGACAGGGCCACUGUUGGGCUGCUGAAGCGGGGCGGUGGAGGUGGAGGUGAAAAUACGCUGGUUGCAUUUAGGUUGAGUUACCUUUAACGUUUAUCGUUUACUUUGUAAAUAUUCGAGUGCCCAUUGAACGACAUCGUUGGUUUGUACAACAUCGAGAAGCCAUCACACCAAUUCCCAAAGAGGAACUAAAAAAAAACAAAAACGAAUAAAACAACCCUCCAAAGCCACCCAAAAAAAAGUCCUAGACAUGUAAGUGACAGCAAGCACAGAUACAAAGCACAAAUGCACAGAUACCGAUAUCGAUACACAAAGCUACAGCUACUAAAAGAUGCAGAUACAGCGACAACUGCAAUUCAUUGACACACACACACAAAGCAAAUAGGCGAAUUUCAAUUAGCAGGCAAAAAGAAAUGUGCAAAAAACAGAAAUCAAAAGGCUAAAAAUGUUUGUGGCAAAAUGGGCCAACGAGCACCCUCCCAACUGAGUAACCCUGAGUACUCGUAUAUCAAGGAUUUGCAAUUCAGUUUGCUUCAAUGUUAAAUACCGAGACACAUUUUCUCAAGUUCUCAAGUUCCUCUGAGCUUGGAAUCGAAAAUGAUGAAAAGAUGAGCAAGAUAAUAUAUACAAAAUAAUAUAAUAUAAUAUAUACACAAAAAAGAGAAUCAAAUGAUUGUUAUGGCUUUAUUAAGUUGUAAUUGGUUUGCACUAAGCAAAUGUUGAUGAGCUGAAUGUUAAGUCAUAAAUUCACGAAAUGCCUUUAAUUUUCUAUUGUUCACAUUGCAAAACGUAUGGAAAUAUAUACUUAAAUAUUUAUAUAUGUGUAUGUAUAUGUAAAAGUCAAUAUGAAUGUCGUAUGACACCAUGAAAUAACUAACAAGAGCAUAAAUUCGAUAUAAAAAAAGGUAAUUUUUAUUUACAUAUUUAAUUUGUUAUUUCAUAAGAAUUUUUGGAAUAAGUUUCGCCAUUCCACUUGUAGUUAUUUCAUGGAAUCAUAUCUUUUAUAUGGACUCGUAUGUGUAUUUUUAGGUAGAUACAACAUAAUUAGAUUCGCAAUAUGUGUGAAUAUUGUUGCAGAUCAUACAGAUGGUUUAUAUUUUUGUUAUAUAUAAUCGAAAAGCAAGAAAAAACCAAAUUGCAAUAAUUUUGAAAAUGUUACAAUAAAAUAUUACGAAUGGAAUAUCGAAAGCAAAUGGGGAAACGAAAGUAAAUGUAUAGCAAAUUUAAUGAUAUGAUAGGUGUUUCAAUGUUUCAACAAUGAUAACUAAAGUCAGCGCCUUAAGCAUGCAAAAAAACAGAAAAAAAAAGAAUUACAAAAAAUAUUCAAAAUAUACUAACAAAAUUUACAUGGAAUUUGUAUGAUUUUCAAAUACGCAAAAACAAUCAAAACCAAAGCAAGAAAACAAAAAGCAAAAGUGUGAAAACAAAUGUUAAUUAAAUGUGCAAUUAGAAAAGUUGAACAAAGCAAUAAUAAAAUUAAAAGAAAUACAAAACAAAAAUAACAGAGCGAGCUUAAUAAUGUGCUUACUGUAAAGUCCACGCCCACAAAAAAAAAAAAAAAACAAAAAACAAA
Drosophila nasuta is the source of this 2509-nucleotide messenger RNA. It is a transcript of the gene witty, whose product is annotated as without maturity. The transcript is spliced from 4 exons. Gene Ontology annotation, biological process: sleep; positive regulation of voltage-gated potassium channel activity; regulation of synaptic transmission, cholinergic. NCBI's taxonomy places the organism in Eukaryota, Metazoa, Arthropoda, Insecta, Diptera, Drosophilidae. The coding region runs from base 329 to 964 and encodes 211 amino acids. The record is from RefSeq and is a predicted model, not a curated record.